Molecule: messenger RNA, 11592 nt
Organism: Astyanax mexicanus (Mexican tetra)
Lineage: Eukaryota; Metazoa; Chordata; Actinopteri; Characiformes; Acestrorhamphidae
Gene: apobb.1
Product: apolipoprotein Bb, tandem duplicate 1
Exons: 28
Coding region: 59-11308 (3749 amino acids)
Biological process (GO): triglyceride mobilization; cholesterol transport; lipoprotein transport
Cellular component (GO): mature chylomicron; low-density lipoprotein particle; very-low-density lipoprotein particle
Molecular function (GO): cholesterol transfer activity; low-density lipoprotein particle receptor binding
Source: RefSeq, a predicted model, not a curated record
UCUCUCUGGAGUACUCCACUGCCAUUUGAAGGUGCUUGAAGGGCUUUUUGAACCCACAAUGGGGGAUAAUAAGCUUUACCUUUUGCUGCUCCUGAGCAUCGUUGUCUUCUCUGAUGCUCAAGAUGAGGAAGCACAGUGCCUUUUGGCUAAAAGGUACAGAAGCUUUCACAAGUAUGAAUACCUUUAUGAAUCAGAGUCUCUGAAUGGCCUAAAUGGAGCGCUCAAUGGACCCAAAGCAAGCUGCAAGGUUGAGAUUGAGGUUCCUGGCACAUGUCACUAUGUGGUGCACACCAAGGAAUGCACACUGAGUGAAGUCAUCGACACUGAUACCGAUGGAAGCCCAGUCUUUAGGCCGGCUGCGGCUUCAGACAACUUCAAGGCAGAAAUGGAGAAGAACCCAUUGAAGGUCAUUGUAGAGGGUGAUAAUGACAUCAAGCUGUUCCCCGAGGAUGAUGAACUCAUUAACAUUCUGAACAUCAAGAGAGGUAUCAUCUCUGCCCUGGCUGUGCCUGUACUUGAAGAGGAGAGGAACAAUAGAAUGCCAACAAUUUUUGGUCUGUGCAAGACUGAAUAUACUGUAAAUGCCAGAGGAGAUAUUGCCACUGAUGUCACCCUCACAAGGGAUCUGUCAAGAUGUGACAAUUUCAGACCAAUCAAGGACCACACCAGCCCCCUGGCCCUGAUUACAGGCAUGAACUAUGGACUUGCCCAGCUGUUCAAUAGCAAACAGACCUGUAACUACAAAUUUGACAACACUCUGAAGCACAUGACCUCUGGUGUUUGCACUGAGAACCAUCUUCUUGUGCCUUUCUCUCACCAGGAGAAGUAUGGCAUUACCAAUGUUGCCAAACAGACUGUGUCUUUGGUGGGAGUGACUGAAUACAAUGACAGAGUCUUUGAUCACAACGAGGCCAACAUGAAGCCCCUGUACCUCGAUGCCAGCAUUGAUAUGAGCCCAAUUCAGGAUGAGAAAGCUAUUCUUACCGUUAUGACCGAGCUGGCUGAUCUUUCCAAGACAAAUAACGGACGCAGGAGAGCCCACCUGGCCCAGAAGCUCGUGUCCAUGAUGCGCAAGGCAAAUGCUGACACUCUGUCUGCCUUCUUGCCAGAGGCAUUGACGGUUUCUCGCUUCCUGACCUACCAGGCUUUGUUCCAGUGUGGCACUCCGGAGUGUAGUAGUGCCAUCAUGAAAUUCCUCAGGAUCUCAGGAAGCAGCACUGCUGAAAUUGACACUGCAGUUUAUGCCAUGGGACUGGUGCCCAACCCGUCACGUGCCCUUGUCAAGGAGAUGCUGGAGAUGGCCAGAUACAAGCCCACCAAGCUGAUUUACUACGCUACCAGCAAUGCUGUUAGAAGGCUCUAUACAGCAGAGGGAAAAGUAACUCCAGAAAUCCAGGCAGCAGCUGAUUAUGUAUCUGAAGAAAUUGGUGACUGCACAGGUGACCAAGAGCACAUCUACCUGACCCUAAGGGUGACUGGUAACAUGGCUGCUGCAGUGGGUGCUGCCAGCCCUGCCCUGAAGUCCGCUGUGAUCCAGUGCAUCAGUCAGCCUGCUGCCACCCCCAAGGUUCAACAAGCUGCCAUCCAGGUCUUCAGACUGACACCUAUCCCUGAAGAGGGCAGAUCAGUGCUCUUGCAAGUUGUGCUGGACGGAGUUGCUCCUUUGCAGAAACGUAUUGCUGCUUACCUCAUUCUGAUGAAGGAUCCUCAAGCUGAUGAACUCACUCAGAUAACUGCAGCUCUCCCUAAUGAACAGAACCUGCAGGCUAAGAGCUUUUUCAUCUCUCAUAUGACCAACAUUUUGAGCUCUACUGCACCAGAGACAAGACAGCUGAGGGAGAGGAUCCUUGAUGCCCUCCAAGGCAAUGAGAUCGGAGAGGUCAUGAAUCCGGCCCAGUUUUCUCGCAACUACAAGAUUGGCUCUCUACAGGGAAGCAUGAUCUUUGGUGAAGAUGAACUGCCCAAAGAAAUCGUACUUGAAAUGACCCUGAAUGCUUUUGGAUUUGACUUUGAUAUGUUUGAGGUUGGUGUGGAGGGAAAAGGAUUUGAGCCAACUGUAGAGGCUUUGUUUGGACCUAAUGGUUUCUUUCCUGAUACCGUGAUGAAGACCAUUUACUUUGCUGCCGACAAGAUGCCACCUCAAUUUAACCAGGUUCUGAGGAAUAUCAUCCCUGAAUUGAGGAAUGACAGGAAAAAGAGACAGGCCACACAAAAUAUUGUCAGAGAAAUUACCCAAAAUGUUGAGAAGCUAAUCAAUGACCUGAAGGCCCAAGAUACCCCUGAAGCCAUGCUCUACCUGAGGCUACUGGGUGCUGAGCUUGGGUAUCUUAAAAUGGAAGACAUGCAGGAGUUGGCCCACGCUGUGUCAAAGGUGGUUGAAAAGCUCCUGAAGAUGUUCCCAGCUGAAUACAUCAAAGGCCUGUUCUCAAGCACAGACAAUGAGCUUUUCCUUCAUUACAUGUUCAUGGAUAAUGAGUUUUACCUACCUACUGGUCCUGGUGUACCACUGAGGGUUGCUCUUUCUGGUACCUUCGCACCUGGGUUCAAAGGAGGGCUGAAAAUUGCUCGUGACAUGAGUGAAAUAUCUUGCAUGCCAUCUGUUGGUGUGGAGUUUGUGACUGAGAUUGGCACUCACCUCCCGGACUAUGUUCAGUCUGGCCUGGAGAUGCACACCAGCCUCUACCAUGAGCGCGGAAUUACAGCUAAGCUUGCAUUGGCCCAAAACCAGAUCAAGCUGACCAUCCCGGCCCCUGAGACUCCAUCUAAACUCAUCAGUAUUACCAACUCCCUGUUUUCUGUUGCUGGUGAUGACAUCAAGACAGUUCCUGCUAUGAUGAAUCGUAUUAAUAAAGAGGAAUGCAAUCCUAUCUUCCCUGGGCUAAACCUGUGUGGUGCUGUUCAGUUCUCAUACGGCACGUCAAAUGAUGCCUCCCCAUAUUUCCCACUUUCUGGUGACAGCAGCUAUGAAGUUGAGCUGCGCCCCACUGGUGAGGUCUCUGAGUACACUGCCACCAUUACAUACGCACAUGAGCAGAUGGUUGACAAAGUCACAAUUGACGUAAAAGCUGAGGGAACACCAACUGAGGCCACAGCCCAGAUGAUGUUCAACAGAAAGACAUACACUGCUUCAGCUGAGCUUCAGAUUCCUGAAUACAUCGAUGUUGGAUUUAGAAUUGAUACAGCUGACCAGCCCAGUACUGCCAGAGGUGCACGUGGUGUCAAAAUCGACUUCCUCAACAACAACGUGGCUCAGGGAUCCCUGGUUGGUCUGGCUAAAAUUGAUGCACUGAAGGAAGCUAUGCUGCAGGUUCAGCUGCUUGUCCCAUCUCUUCAGACUGAUGCAAAAAUGACUGCCAAUCUGAAGCGUGCUGAGGAUCUGGUAUUGGAGCUUGAAAGUGACAUCAAGUUCUUUAAGGCUUCUUCUGUGCAGAACCUCGUUCUGAAAUAUGAUGAUGAAAGAAUUAAAGCUGAGAUUAAAUCAGAUGUCAGCUGUGAAACCGAGAGCAUUUUAUCUGAAUUUGAUGCCAUUCUUGAUCAGCGUAUUGGCAAGACUGAUAUGACCGUGCGUCAUGUGCUAACAUCCUCAGUUCAGGCCACAAACAACUACCUCGAAGCCUCUAAGAUCCCAUUUGUGGAAGAACUAAGAGUCCCUGCUUUCCCAAAAAUUGAUGUGCCUAAGACCCUGUUCAUGAAUAUUGGAGCUGGAGCUGAGUACCGCUUUGCCAAUCAGUACUACACAUUCGACUUCUUUUUACCUCUCGGUGGCAAAUCAUCGAUGGAUCUGAACUUCCCUUCUGCUCUCACCACACCACAACUGGCACUGCCUAUGCUUGGUCUUGAGCUUGCCCCCAUUAGUGUUCCAAUCCCUGAAAUAGUUGUUCCAGAGAGAAUGACUUUGCACAUGCCCAAACUUGGAAUGGCAACAGUAUCUGGGAAGCUUAGCAGCAACCUUUACAACAUGGAGGCAAAUGCAUCUGCUGGCAGAGAUCUUGUUGAACACCUAAGCUAUUCUGCCAAACUUGACGCAACUGGAACAGGCCCUGUGGACAUCCUCGACUUCAGAGUACAAGGAUUGGCUCUGCUUUCUGGGUCAUCAGACUCAGAUGUUCUAACAGCAAAGGUGAACACUGCUGUCACCAACAAACUAAUUGAUGUCAGAGUCAACAUUCAGGAGGAACUUACACUAAAAGAGAUGACUGUGAAAUCCAGCAGCAACUUUGAAGCCAACACUGCCCUUGGUGUAAAAGCAUCUUUGGAGCAUACAGGCCAACUAGCAAUGGCUCCAGGCGAAAUCUCUGGCGAUAGUAACUUAAAGGGAUCUGUGACCGGUCUUGUUCAAGGCGAUGUCACUCUCGAACAGUCUCUUGCUCUUUUCCCAUUCAGGCCAGAAGGAAGGAUUCAGUCUUCAUUAAAGGUUGAUUCAACUGCUCUUCAGGCUGAGAAUCGUAUCACAGCAACCUUUGCUAAUGGAGAGUUGUCAGUUCAGUUAAAUACAGAAGUUUUGGGAGAACGGCUGACCCAUACGGCUGAAGUAACCUUUAUGCAGUCCAGGUUUGCUGUAAAGUCAGACGCAAAGGCUUUGGCUUUGGGAAUGAAGAUCCAGAACAUUGCUGAAGCAAGUGUUGGUGCUAGAGAUAUGAACAUCAAGUUUGAGACCACCACAGAUUCUGGAAACCAUGUCAAGUCCCUGAUCACUGCCAUUUUGAAUGAAAAUGGUCUGGCUGUAAACGGUACUGCUUCUGCCAAGGUGGCUGGUCACACUGCUUCCCACAGAAGCAAACUGACUCUGAACAAAAAUGGUCUGGUUACCAGCUGCAACACCAACCUGAAGAGCCCCCUGAUUCUGAGUAAUACUUUCCGUUGUAGCCUUGACAGGACUAAGGCUUCUCUGUCAGUCAAGACAAAUGCUAAAUUUGUUAACCUCGAUCUUACUAAUGACAUCUCCAUGACUGCUUCGACAUCUUCUUUAGCUUUAACUUGUAAAUCCCAAGGUUCCUUUGCCAAAGAUUUGGGGUAUGUGAAUGAUAUCUCUGUUCAGGCUGAACCUUACUCUGCUGUUGUGAACAUCAACAAUGACCUGAAGAUUCUUCCCAUCCAAAUAAACAAUGGAGCUGUGUUGAAGGCAGAACCCUACAAAGCAGAUCUUACUGGUUCUGUGAAAGUUGCCCUUAAUGCAGAGGAGCUGAAACACACUUAUGAGAUCAAGUAUGCAGAUCUAACUGCAACCGCCAAGUGCAGUACAACUGGAAAACUCAUGGGGUCCCACAUGAGCCAUGACUCUGAGAUUGAGAUCGCAGGACUUAGUGUCAGAAUCAAUAACAAUGCCAACUUCAAUUCCCAACCUGUUCGUCUUUCCACAACCCUUCAGGCUACAGCUGUUCCUUUCAGCUUCAACCUAAAUGCCCUUGCUAAUGGAGACGGAGAAUUGAAUCUGUAUGGAAAACAGAAUGCCCAGGUUUACACCAAGAUCCUUCUGAAGGCAGAGCCACUUGCCCUUGCACAUUCCCACGAAUGUAGAAUCUCAACCAAACACGAGUUCAGCAAUGACGUCACCGUUGAAAUGAACCUUGAUAAUAAAGUAGACACUGUGCUGACACCUUCUGAGCAAACUGCUACCAUAAGAAUGAAAUCCAAGGUGAACAACAAUGAAAUCAGCCAAGACGUCAGUGCAUAUAACAACGAUAAGAGAAUCGGACUGGAAGUGUCUGGAGUAUUCACCAACAUUGACAUCAGUGACCAAGAUUUCUCAUUGUCUGGUUUCCUGAAAUAUGACAAGAACUCAGAGAGCCAUGUCAUCAGCCUGCCAUUUAUUGAGAGUCUUCCAGCAGUUGCUGAAUACAUUAAAAACACAGCUGUCACCAUAAUUGAAGCCUUGCAAAAUUACAUAAAAACAGAAGACUUUGUGGACAAGAUUCAAACACUUCUACAGUAUGUCCGUGACGUUGUGACUGACCUAAAUCUUGAAGAAAAGGUGGUCCAGCUUAAGAAUGAUUUGAUUAUGUUUGCACAGGACUGUCCUAUCACCGUGGAGAGUUUGGAAGCCUCUGUAGUGAAACUGAGUACAGCUGCUCAGAUGAUGCAAAGUGAAGUUGAAAAACUCGUGAAGGAAAUGGUUAAGAAUGGUGCUCCAACCGUCCAGAAGCUAACAGAAAAGCUUAAUGCUCUCAUGGAGGAAUAUAAAAUCAGUAGUCUGCUCGUUGCUGUCAUUGAGGCCAUUGAAAAUGUGAUCAAACAGAUUGACAUAAUGACUCUGAAGGACAGCAGCAUUGCCUUUUUGUACAACUUGAAUGAACAAUAUGCGAUCAAAGACACAUUAGAGGAGAUGGUUCGUGACCUGAAGGAGAUGGUUGCAAAUUUUGAUAUGGCCAAAUUUGUUGAAGAUGUGAAGGAUUUCAUUAUCUCUUUUGAUAUUAAAGAAUACACAGAGGACCUCAUGGAUCUAUUCCCCACAGAAAAAAUCAGCAAGUAUGCUAAUAGGCUAAAACAGCUUAUCACUGAUCUGGACAUUACUGGCAGGUGUAAAAUCUUCUUCAGCAACAUGAAAGAUAUUCUUGUGAAAUAUGGGGUUGAUAAAAAGAUUGAAGAAUUUCUGGACAGGAUUGUGGAACUUAUCAAGCAGUUCAAGAUUGAUCAAACAGUCCAAGUUUUAACUGACACUCUGAAAUCCAUUCAGCAUCCAUUCCCAAACUUGCUGGAUGAAGCCAUCACCUACCUGAAGACAACUGAGAUGAAGGACAUAAUCGAAGAUCUUAACAAAUACCUUGAAGCUCUUGUACAAAAAAUAAGGUCAUUCGAUUACAAUGCGUUUGUGGAUGAGGCAAAUCAAAAAAUCAGUGAGUGCACAACCAAACUUAAUGACCUCAUUGUGUCACUUGAGCUCCCUCAGAAACUGGAAGCAGCUACAGAAUUUAUUAACUAUGCAGUAUCGUCAUUUUCUGCUUUCUUUGAAGAGCUGAAAGCUGUUAAAGUUGCAGAUGUCCUGAAGAUCAUUGACAAUGUUGUUCUUAACAACAUUAAGGCAUUUUCUGAAACUUUCAAGCAGAAAAUUAAUGAUAUAAACCUCAAAGAGCAAAUUAUCUCAACUUUGAAUGAUGUAAGUGAUAUAUACACUCGGUUCCUGGAUGAUGUCACUGCUACAAUUAAUGACAUUAUUGACAUGGCACAAAGUAUUCUUGGGGAUCAGCCUGUUUUCACUGAGCUGAAGCAAAUCAUUGAAGGGAUCAUUUCUGGAUUGAAGACCGCUGAACUUGUGACCCCUUCUUUCGACAUUCCAUUUACUAAUCUCAUGGUUCCCUCCAAGAGUUUCAAAUUGAACCAACUAGAUAAUAUAGAGCUCCCAACACAGUUUGAACUUCCAGAAUUCAUCUUUCUGGGUACCUACACUGUUCCAGCCUUUACUAUCAGAUUGGAUGAAUUCAAACAGAUGCUUUUAGAGCUAAUUGAUUUCAUAACAAACUUUGAAAUUGAGAGGCUUACCAAUAACACCUACUUUGGAGAACUCACAUUGAACUACCUGCCAGACUUUUCUGCCAUCACACUGCCAGAGAUUACUCUUCCAGAUAUUUCCUUCCCUGCCAUUCCCAAAUUAAGGGAUGAGUAUAUGCUUAACAUUCCUCUUCGGAUUCCUGAGAUCAAGCUGCCUAAAAUCCCUGAUGCAGUGGUCAUGCCUGCCUUUGGAAAGCUUUACAGUGACAUCAGACUUCGCAGCCCCAUUUACACCCUGAGAACCUCUGCUGAAAUUCAGAAUUCUACUGACAAUAAACAAAUGCAUCAUUUUACAGCAUUUCUUACAUCGAUGGGUUCAUCUGCAAGAUUUCCAAUACUAAACUUUAAUCUGGAUUCUACAGCUCGAAUUGGUAUUCCAAGAAUGAGCCGUCUCAUAAUUGCAGAAACCCUAAAGUUUGUGCAUAGUGCCCUUACUGUUGAACACCAGGCAUCAGUGACUUUCUAUGGCCUCUCUGCCCAAGCCACUGCACAGACAACUAUGAAGGCGAAGACUGAACUAUACCAGGCAGAUUUUGUUAACAAAGCUUUCUUUGCUGUGGAAGGUGGAAUGUCAGCAUCUUUUGAUACAACCUACAAGCACCAACUGGAAGUCCCUUUCCUUUCCGUGGUCAGUGAAGUUGCUCUGACCCAGUCAGGAGUUGCUUUACAGAAAGACGGCACCAUCAAACUGACAGUCAAAACUUUAAGCACUGACAAAAGAAGGCAAUUUGAGUUCUCUGAUCUUUACACUUACAAGAAUGAUAUAAGCUUUGUUAUGGACCUAAGAAGUGUAAAACUUACUUUCACUGAAGAGUUUGACAGUGAUGCCCUGAAUAUAAAGGAGACACUAUAUUUUGAAGCUGUUGCCCUGAGCCACAUUGACUUCAAUGGCACGAUUGAAACAAAAUCUCCAUUAAUUAAGAAAAGUUUGGCUGUUGCAUCUGGCAGGGCCCACCUUGGGGACAUGAAAGUGGAGCUUGAAGCAACACAUGACACAGAACUUGUUGGCGAUAUAAGCGGUACUCUAUCCAGUGCAUUUCACCUCAUGAUGCGUCCUAUUGAGAUUGUCAUUGAUUUCCAGAACAAGGCUAAUGCCAAAGCCAAACUCGAAGAGUCUCUCUCUGCCAAGAUUGACCUUCAGAAUGAUUAUGCUGUUAUUCUCAAUACCCAGAAGCAACGUGUCAGUACUGUAGCACUAGUACGCUUCAACCAGUACAAAUAUACUUACAACUUCACAGCAGACAACAUGAACACUGAAGCGGGUGUUUAUGCUGCUGUAAAUGGUGAAACUGACCUUGAGUUCCUGAAUGUUCCAAUCAACAUUCCAGAAAUUGUCAUGCCAGUUUUUGAUUUCACCAUCCCACCGGUCAAUAAUCUGAACCUGUAUGAGCAUUUUGGCCUUAAGAAUCUGUUAACUACCACCAAGCAUACCAUUGAUGUGGAUGCAAAAACUGUCUAUCAAAAGAGGUUUCCUCCGAUCAUUGAUCUCGGUCUUGUCACUGUUCCGGCUUUUGGCAACUUAAAUUCUGAGCUCUCCUUCAAGUCCUCUGUUUUCAACCUAAAUGCUAAUGCUGGAAUACAAGGAGAUGAUGAUCUUGUCAUUCGCAUUGCUGCCACCUCCACCUCUGUGUAUGAACCACUGAAGGCCAGACUUGAAGGAACCAGCAGACUGACCUCAAAGAGAGCACUGAAACUGGCCACUGCUUUAUCUCUGGAGAAUAAUCAUGUCAAGGGAAGCCAUAACAGCACCAUGACUUUGAACAUAAACCGCCUACAGGCUGCAGUAUCUGUGAACACAUUUGCAAAGGUGAACCUUCCCAUUCUUACCUUUGAAGCUAACCACAAGUUGAAUGCAGAUACCAAAACCCAGCAAAAAGCAGCAUCUACAUUGAGCAUGAAAUACACAUUUGACUUUCCCAUUAUCAAGGCUGUUGGAAGUGGCAAUGCUGAGAACACCAUGAAACUAGAAGGAACUGUUUCUUUUAUUUCUGCUGAGUCAAAAACAAAGGCCAUGAUCGAUGGGACACUGCUUGAGACUGGCAUUGUGCAGGGAGAUUUGGAUAACGAGGCAAGCUUCUAUAUGAAUGGUCAAGUAACACGCUCCAAACUGAAGACUGAUGGUAACAUAAAUGUUAAUUAUGCAGAUAUGAAAGUACAGUUUGAUGUUGAUGAAAACCUGGAAUUAGAGGCCUCCAUUUCCCGUGUGUACACUGUUUUGAACAGUGUCUCCAACAAUGAAAUCAACAUUGCUGCCCUGAAUACAAAGGGAAAACAUGUAGCCAAAGCCACUAUUGACCUGGUUUCAAUGGAUUCACUAACUGCUGAUGUGGAAUUUGACUUGUCUCAGCCAAGCACUUUUGGUGACCUCACAGCCUAUGAGAAGACACAGGUGGAAAUUUCUCCCUCCAAGCAAAAGAUUUCCUAUACCACAGACAUGGCCUCUCCUGUAUACAGCAUGAAAGUUACUGUAGACGUGGAAGCCCCAGUCUUCAAAGUUGAUUUUAAAUCAUCAGCCAAAUCUCCUGCUGUGUUCUUGGGAUACAAUCUUGACAGUUACAUCAGUACUACAAUGGAGGAUGGGGCUCUUAGCGCAACCGCUAAGGCAUUCUUGGAGCAUAACGAUUUCACAGUGGACUUCAACAAUGUCAUCUCACUGAGCGGUCCUAAACAUACCCUGAGCAUGGACAUCACUAGCCCAACUUUCACUGAUGUGAACCUUCGUUACACUGCUCAGAGAGAUCGAGUAAUCACGUCCGUUUCCACACCAGCCGCUGGAACUCUUGGGUUUGAGCUCGAUGGCCAGACUCCAUCUGAAAUGAGCACACGUCUCUACAGCCGUUCAACGUCUGCACCUGAAAGUGACAUUCUUACUAUUAGAAUGGCAGCAACAGGUGAAAAAUUACAAUUCCUGGCAACUUACAACCUGGAUGCCCCCACCGCAAUGGUCAUGGGCUUGAAGGAGAGGUUAUCUUCCAUCACCUCAACCAUUUCCAACUUUGGUGAAAAAUAUGGCAUCUGUGCUGCUGUGGGAGGUCUGAAGGAAACAAUUGUCAAUGCCCUUACCGAAGCCUUCACUGUGGUUUCUAAUCAUGCUCCUGACCUUAGCCAGCUGUCUGUCCUUUACAGAAAUGUGGUUGUUCAAUACCAGAAGGCUAUCCAGAGCCUUCUUAAUGCUGCUAUCAAAUUUCUGAAGGAGACCCAGAUCAAGCUGCCUGGUAUGGAAGAAAGUACUCUGCUUGAGAUCUGUAACAAAAUUAAAAGCAAUGUGUUUGUGGUGUUACAGCAGAUUUUCACAGCAAUCUCUGACAAUUUGGAAGAAUUCAUUGCUUCAUUUAGUAAGACCAUCAGCACAGUCCAGGUUACCCUGCCCUCUGGCGAUGUCAUGACUGGAGAACAGAUUUUGGAUUAUGUGAAGAGCAACCUGAGGCGUCUUGUAACUCGCAUUGUAAAUUCUGUGAAGCAGCUGGAGAGCCUUGACCAGAUUCUCGAGAAGCUAAGAGACACCCUCCAGGAGGUUGUUGAAAAGGCACAGGAAUUCGUUGAUACCAUCAGAUCUGAUGUUAUUGAUGCUGUUGCUCUGUACAUCAAUGAAUACUACAGCAAUUUCAUCACCUUGGUUAAAAGACUGGUUGAGAAGGCUGAUGCUUUGCUGACCUUUAAUCAGUUGACAGGUUUUGUAGAACAAUGCAUGGAGUUCAUCCUUUCUGUGCUAAGCGAGCUCACCAAUGUUGUCUCUAGAAUUCUUCCAGCAGAGGCUGACGCCUUAGUUAAAGUUCAGGAUGGAAGGCUAGAAGUUGAGCUUCCCUUCCCCUUCCAGCAGUGAGAUGGUCACUCGGAACGAACUUAGCAUCUAAAACACUACCAUCUGUUCACGUUUCUGAGUGAUGGACAAAUGAAAAGGACACUUUUCAGUUUUAUCUCAGCAUGUAUUUAAAGCAAUUGACGCUAUCUUGCACAUUUCAUUCAUAUUCCAUUGUAUUCUUUUGUUUGUGUAAAUGGGAACUCAUAUAUAUCUUUAAAAGCAGACUUUGUUUCCCUCUUUCACUUGUCUUGUAGAGAUAUGCUAAACUGAAUGAAACACAAUAAAGACCAUGUAUUAUGCAGUCA